Molecule: messenger RNA, 986 nt
Organism: Ceratotherium simum simum (southern white rhinoceros)
Lineage: Eukaryota; Metazoa; Chordata; Mammalia; Perissodactyla; Rhinocerotidae
Gene: OR1G1
Product: olfactory receptor family 1 subfamily G member 1
Biological process (GO): G protein-coupled receptor signaling pathway
Cellular component (GO): membrane
Molecular function (GO): G protein-coupled receptor activity; olfactory receptor activity
Source: RefSeq, a predicted model, not a curated record
AACCCAACAUUCUGAUUACAGAAAAUGGGAUGGGAAAACCUGACUGACGUCUCGGAAUUUUUCCUCCUGGGGCUCUCCGAACAGCCAGAGCAGCAAGAGGUCCUCUUUGGGCUGUUCCUAUCCGUGUACCUGGUCACGGUGGUGGGCAACCUCCUCAUCAUUCUAGCCAUCAUCACUGAUGCUCACCUCCACACCCCCAUGUACUUCUUCCUGGCCAACCUCUCCCUUGCUGACACCUGCUUUGUGUCUACCACGGUCCCCAAGAUGCUGGCAAACAUAUGGACCCAGAAUCAGGUCAUCUCGUAUGCAGGGUGUCUAUCACAACUGUAUUUUUUCAUGCUGUUUGUGAUGCUGGAGGCAUUCCUCUUGGCCGUCAUGGCCUACGACCGCUAUGUGGCCAUAUGCCACCCACUCCAUUACAUCAUGGUCAUGAGCCCUGAGCUCUGUGUCCUCCUAGUGUCUGCAUCCUGGAUCAUGAACGCCCUCCACUCUCUCCUACACACGCUCCUUAUGAACAGCCUGUCCUUCUGUGAAGACCACAAGAUCCCACACUUCUUCUGUGACAUCAACCCCCUUCUGAGUCUGUCCUGCGCAGACCCCUUCAUCAAUGAGCUGUUGAUCUUCACCACUGGGGGUCUUGCAGGCCUAGUUUGUGUGCUUUGCCUGAUUAUCUUUUAUGCAUACAUUUUCUUGACAAUCCUAAAGAUCCCCUCAGCUCAGGGAAAGCGGAAAGCCUUUUCCACCUGCAGCUCUCAUCUCUCUGUGGUCUCUCUAUUCUUUGGAACUUCUUUUUGUGUUUAUUUCAGUCCACCCUCCACCCGCUCAGCACAGAUGGACACAGUUGCAUCAGUGAUGUACACAGUGGUAACCCCGAUGCUAAAUCCUUUUAUCUAUAGUUUGAGGAAUAGAGACAUCAAGUCUUCCCUGACAAAGCUAAUUUGGGUUAGGAAAAUUCAUUUGUAUUAGUGGUAGUGACUUCACAUCCA